Messenger RNA from Brassica napus (rape), 640 nucleotides. Its product is annotated as defensin-like protein 163. The transcript has 2 exons. The record is from RefSeq and is a predicted model, not a curated record. Lineage: Eukaryota; Viridiplantae; Streptophyta; Magnoliopsida; Brassicales; Brassicaceae. Bases 211 to 447 code for a protein of 78 amino acids.
UAGAUUUUACUGUAUUGGUUAUGUAAAUAAGUUAUUUUUAUUUUUUUCAUAAUAUAGUUUUCAUAUAUAUGUUUCCUAGAAAGAGUUUCUCUCUAUGUAUCUCUAAUCAGUAUAAAAUGCUCUUUCUCUAUCCCAUUUUCAAUAUCAAAAUUUUCUGCAAUCAAAUAAUCAUUGUAUUAACAUAACCCUCUUCUUCUUUUUUCAUAAAUCAUGGCAAAAUUAGUUUGUUUGUGUCUGUUCAUCUCCAUGCUUGUUCUCUCUGCAUUUUUGGCUUUGCCAAGUGCAGAUGGAGCGGAGAUAAGAAGGUGUAGUGUGGUGUUGAACCUAAGCAAGCCAUGCACUUUUCAAGAAUGCCAACCACUUUGUAUUCAGAAGUACAAGGGGACUGGCGUUUGUCUCGGAGAUAACAUUAAGAACUCUAAAUGCAAUUGUGAAUAUAAUUGCUAAGCUUAAUAAUUAUAUAUAAUAUGACACAAAAUCUUUAUUAUCACAUGAAUAAUAAUCUUUUUUUUUUUAAUAUAAACCUUGCGGUAAAAUACUAAACAUGCAUUUUGCUAACCAGAUCCGUAUAUGCAAAUCACGGUUGAAUAAAAUAUGUCCAAUCUCGGUGAUAAUCGGUGCUAACAAAACGUGGCACGAG